GCCCUCUGAUUGCUAAGCCUGAGCUCAUAGCCCAACUAGAAGAGGAAGAAGAGGUGUUUCUCAGGAUCUUCGAUGAAGAGGAGGAACUGGCAGCCUUCAGUCACAACACAAGUCUUACUAAACACGGAGGACUCACACAGGGGAGAAACCAUACAAAUGCCUGGAGUGUGGAAAAGCCUUUGGACGCAGUGAACAGCACUUCCCACCAAACAAUUCACACAGGGGCGAAACAAUACAAAUGCCUGGAGUGUGGAAAAAGUUUCCACAGGAAGACACACCUCACUUCCCACCAAAGAAUUCACACAGGGGAGAAACCAUACAAAUGCCUAGAGUGUGGAAAAGCCUUCGGACGCAGUGAACAGCUUACUUCCCACCAAACAAUUCACACAGGGGAGAAACCAUACAAAUGCCUGGAGUGUGGAAAAGGCUUCAACAGGAGGGAACACCUCACUUCCCACCGAAGAAUUCACACAGGGGAGAAACCAUACAAAUGCCUGGAGUGUGGGAAAGCCUUUUGUCAGAGUGGAAAACUUACUUCCCAUCAAAGAAUUCACACAGGGGAGAAACCAUACAAAUGCCUGGAGUGUGGAAAAGCCUUCAGACGCAGUGAACAGCUUACUUCCCACCGAAGAAUUCACACAGGGGAGAAACCAUACAAAUGCCUGGAGUGUGGGAAAGCAUUCGGUCAGAGUGGAAAACUUACUUCCCAUCAAAGAAUUCACACAGGGGAGAAACCAUACAAAUGCCUGGAGUGUGGAAAAGCCUUCAGUCGGAGUGGAAAACUUACUUCCCAUCAAAGAAUUCACACAGGGGAGAAACCAUACAAAUGCCUGGAGUGUGAGAAAGCCUUCAGUCAUAGCCCAAGUCUUACUAAACACCAGAGGAUUCACACAGGGGAGAAACCAUACAGAUGCCUGGAGUGUGGGAAAGCCUUCAGUCGCAGUGGACAACUUACUUCACAUCAGAGAAUUCACACAGGGGAGAAACCAUACAAAUGCUUGGAGUGUGGAAAAGCCUUUGGUCGGAAUGAUCAACUUACUUCACAUCAAAGAAUUCACACAGGAGAGAAACCAUACAAGUGCCUGGAGUGUAGAAAAGGCUUCAGUCACAGCACAGUUCUUACUAGACACCAGCGGAUUCACACGGGGGAGAAACCAUAUGUAUGCCUGGAGUGUGGAAAAGCCUUCAGACGCAGUGAACAGCUUACUUCCCACCAAACAAUUCACACAGGGGAGAAACCAUACAAAUGCCUGGAGUGUGAAAAAGCCUUCAGUCACAGCACAAGUCUUACUAGACACCAGAGGAUUCACGCAGAGGAGAAACCAUACAAAUGCGUGGAGUAUGGAAAAGCCUUCAGAACAAGUGGACAGCUUCCUUGCCAUCAGAUAAUUCACACAGGGGAGAAACCAUACAAAUGUCUGCAGUGUGGAAGAUGCUUCAGUCAGAGUGGAAGACUUACUUCCCAUCAAAGAACUCACAAAGGAGAGAAACCGUACAAAUGCCUGGAGUGUGGAAAAGCCUUUAGUCACAGCACAAGUCUUACUAGACACCAGAGGAUUCACACAGGGGAGAAACCAUACAAAUGCCUGGAGUGUGGAAAAGCCUUCAUUCAAGCACAGUGGCAACCUCACUUCCCAUCAAAGAAUUCAUACAGGGCAGAAGACAUAUAAAUGCUAGGAGUGUGGGAAAGGUUCCAGUUCCAGUACAACUUUACUUCACCUCGAAGAAUUCAUGCAGGGGAAAAACAUAUAUUGGUAUAUGACCAGACUGUGGGAAAGCUUUCACGUUCAGAGCAGAACUUACUUCCCAUCAAAGAACACACACGGCAGAAACCAUAUUCAUGUCUGAAGUGUGAGAAGCACUUCAGUGCGGGGGGCACCUUACUUCACAUCAAAGAAUUCACACAGGGAGAAACCAUAUAUGUGCUAGGAAUGUGGAAAAAGCUUCACUUGCAGAACAAAACUGAUUUCCCAUCAAAGAAUUCAGACAGGGAAAAAACAUACAAAUGCCUGGAAUGUGGUAUAGCCUUCAGUCACAGUAGAAGCCUCACUUUCCAUCAAAAAACUCACACUCUCCGAGUCAGUGGAUUCCAGUGUCAAACAUGCUUUAGCAUCCGAAAAUUCUACCUAGCGAUUAGGUGGAAUCUCAUUCCUUCACCUGGAAUACAUUACUUCAUGUCCUAAUCUCUGGAUCAGUAGAAAACAUGCUUGCACCAUUUUCAACACGACAUCCCUUCAGAUAUUUAAACAUGGCUGUCAUGGUAUCGUCCCCCUAACCUUCUCUUCUUUAGACUCAACAUAACCUGUUCCCGAAGUCUUUCCUCUUAGGGCAUGGAUUCUAGACCGUUUACCAUUUUGGUCACCUUACUGUGGAGACACUCCAGUAUUUUUCAUGCAUUGUGGUGCCCGGAACUGGACACAGUAUUCCAGGUGAGGUCUGACCAAUGCAGAAUAGAGUGGUAAAAUUACUUCCCCAAGAUGCACCCUAUAGUUUUGAUCAAGGAACGUAUGGAAAGCUGUCAGCCUUGUAUGUGUUGGUCCCACAUUUCAACGGGUCUCACAGAACAGGGCCUCUCUGAUUAGUCCCAUCCUGAUUGUGGGCCAGAUCCUUUUGUCACCCCAAAAGACAAACCCAUCAAGAUCUGCUCUCCCACAUCUGACUCAUCACAGAGCCUGGAAACUGGCAUUUUUCCCAGGGCGGAAAGAUUUUUCCCCCUAAAAUAUUCUCCAUCAAAGCAAACAACAACACUAUUAAGUGUCUGAUGAUUGGCCUUGGGUGUAGAAGGUAAUUCUUUGUGACACCUACUGGAAAAUAGAGCUUAAA
Messenger RNA from Sphaerodactylus townsendi, 2823 nucleotides. Its product is annotated as zinc finger protein 420-like. Gene Ontology annotation, biological process: regulation of transcription by RNA polymerase II. Gene Ontology annotation, molecular function: DNA-binding transcription factor activity; RNA polymerase II cis-regulatory region sequence-specific DNA binding. The record is from RefSeq and is a predicted model, not a curated record. The transcript is spliced from 8 exons. The annotation marks the transcript as partial. Lineage: Eukaryota; Metazoa; Chordata; Lepidosauria; Squamata; Sphaerodactylidae.